Molecule: messenger RNA, 2084 nt
Organism: Aaosphaeria arxii CBS 175.79
Lineage: Eukaryota; Fungi; Ascomycota; Dothideomycetes; Pleosporales
Product: MFS general substrate transporter
Exons: 2
Coding region: 124-1950 (608 amino acids)
Biological process (GO): transmembrane transport
Cellular component (GO): fungal-type vacuole membrane
Molecular function (GO): transmembrane transporter activity
Source: RefSeq, a predicted model, not a curated record
GCUCCCUUCUCCUAUUUCUCGUUCAAUUUCCUGCUCGCAAAACUCUGCUCUGUCCUCCCUACCACUUCUUGCGUGCAAUUCAUCUUGCCGCAUCCCCCUCCGCUGUUCUAUUAGAGUAUUGUUAUGUCUCUAAUCCAGCAUGUCACUCAGACCGAGGGUACCGAUCGAGAGGAGGCGCUGGUCGAUCUCUUCUUGCCUCCCCUAGAACGCCAGAUAACAGCAGAACGCGAUGCAGAACGACGCUUUUCAAUCGAAAGUGGUUUUCGUCCCGGAAGCCUUCGAUCUGUCCGCCGCGUUAUCAGUUAUGAUGCACUCAAACCACCGGAAGAGCUCCCGAUAGAUAAUGGCGGUGUCACCCAAUACACUGUCUCAAAAAGGAAGCGAAUUGCUCAGGUUAUCGUCACGGUUCUUGUAUGCUGGUUUGCAAGUGGAAUUGUCUUCGGUUUUGCCGCGCUCAAGCCGAUUUUAGUCAAGGAAGGCGUGUUCCGAGAACUUUGCACCCAGGAAGAGCUAGAUGCAGAUGUCGACGUUUGCUAUGAACAGGAUCUCCGAUUGAAUUUCUUCUUCAGCUUGGCUUCUACCACAGCAAAUGUCUCCGCCCUUCCCAUCGGUACUAUGCUUGAUCGCUACGGCCCCAAAGCCUGCUUCCUGUUUGGCAGUGCCUGCCUUGCCCUUGGUAGUCUUCUAAUGAGCCUCGCAUUCCAGAUUCCGGAGUUUGAUGGCUAUACCAUGGGCAACUUUCUCAUCGCUCUUGGUGGAACCGCUGUCUUUCUCCCAGCCUUUCAGAUUGCCAAUGCUUUCCCAAAAUACUCGGGAACAAUCGUAGCCCUUGUUACGGGUGCUUUUGAUGCAUCUGCUGCGGUCUUCCUCUUUUACAGGAUUGCGUACGAAGCCACCGAUGGCCACUUCACUCCGCGUAUAUUCUUUCUUGUCUAUCUCCUCGUGCCUGUCGCCCUUGUUAUUGCACAGCUCACUCUCUUGCCCAGUGAGGCCUACAAGUCUCUAUCACAAUUAGAAGAGAAGAUUGCACGCGCAGAGGAUCCAACUCGCGAUGUCCACGAUUCAGACGAGGAGCUUCCUGGCGAAGAAGUAUGGCGGGUUCGCAAAGGCCGCAGUAUCCAACGUCGCAAGCGACUUCAAAAACUCGAUAAGUUGGUAGGAAGUCCUGAUACGAGAAAGCAGAAGGAGGAAAAGGAGGAGCAGCACCACGAGGCCUCUGGUGUCUGGGGCGCUUUGCACAAUAAGUCUGCCGCAGAACAGAUGAGGACACCCUGGUUUAUUCUACUCACUCUACUCACCGUCCUCCAAAUGAUGCGCAUGAACUAUUUCAUCUCAACCAUUCGCGAGCAGUACGACUACAUGUUGGAUUCUGGCGAGCUUGGUACCCGCGUCAACGAGUUCUUCGAUUGGGCUCUCCCGCUUGGCGGAGCUCUCUCAACGCCGUUCCUGGGAGCUUUGCUUGACAACGUCAGCACGCCGAUUGUGCUGUUGAUCAUUUUGAUCAUGACCACAAUCAUUGGCGUUGUUAGUUGCAUUCCGGCCCUCUGGGCAGGCUACAUCAACGUUAUCUUGUUCGUGCUGUUGCGUCCACUCUACUAUUCGGCCAUGUCGGAUUACGCGACCAAAGUCUUUGGUUUCGCAACCUUUGGCCGCGUCUACGGCACAAUCGUUUGCGUUUCAGGUCUUUUCAACCUUUGCCAGACGGCGAUUGAUGCUUUGACCAAGCGUACAUUCCAUGGAAACCCGAUCCCCGUCAAUGCAUCGCUCGCAGUGGCAGGAUUCAUUUUUGGUGCAGCAUUGGUGCUCUACGUAUCUAUUCAGGUGCAUCGAUUGCGCAAGAAGUUGGACGAAGAGGAUGCAAUCACGGUCACCAACACCGAGGCCGAUAGCGUUCUGGAUAGUCUUAUGGAGGAGGAUGAACCGAGGGGCUAUGGAAGUUUUGGCCCUUGACGGUCUGCUCGAACUGUGUAAGUCUCCGUUUGGAGCAACCUAAUUAUAUCUGAGCGACAUUGAAUGGUAAGUUCUCUCGUUAGCGAUGGAGUUUCCAGGUACUGAGCGUAACUUUUCCUUGGUCCUUGUCCUAG